Molecule: messenger RNA, 1977 nt
Organism: Zasmidium cellare ATCC 36951
Lineage: Eukaryota; Fungi; Ascomycota; Dothideomycetes; Mycosphaerellales; Mycosphaerellaceae
Exons: 1
Coding region: 1-1977 (658 amino acids)
Biological process (GO): protein sumoylation
Cellular component (GO): SUMO activating enzyme complex; cytoplasm
Molecular function (GO): SUMO activating enzyme activity
Source: RefSeq, a predicted model, not a curated record
AUGCCACACCGCGAACGCUCGAUCGCGCAGUCGCUCGGCUUGCCCACGACUAAGAGAGUGAAGCAGAGCCGAGUGCUGGUUGUAGGCGCCGGUGGCAUUGGAUGCGAGCUGUUGAAAACCUUGGUCUGCUGUGGCUUCGGCAGUGGAUACCAACCGCCUCAAGGUCUGAAUGGCGCUCAGCAACCCACCGUGCCUGAACCCGUGGCGGACAAGAAGGCGGAGAUUGUAGUCGUUGACUUAGACACCAUCGACCUGAGCAACCUGAACCGGCAAUUUCUGUUUCGAAAACACCACAUCAAGAAGCCCAAGGCCAUCGUCGCGAAAGAGACGGCCAGCCAGUUCAACCCAUCUGUCAACAUCGAUGCUCACCAUGCGUCCAUUUAUGACAAUCAGUAUGACGUCCAAUUCUACGAAGGCUUCGACAUCGUAUUCAACGCGCUGGACAACCUCGCCGCGCGCCGCCAUGUGAACCGCAUGUGUCUGGCUGCCAACGUUCCCCUGAUCGAGAGUGGCACUACUGGGUUCAACGGUCAGGUGCAGGCCAUCAAGAAGGGAGAAACGGAAUGCUACGAUUGCAACGAGAAGCCCGUGCAGAAGUCAUUCCCGAUCUGCACAAUCCGAUCGACGCCAUCACAACCCAUCCACUGCAUAGUCUGGGCCAAGUCAUAUCUGCUACCUGAAUUGUUUGGCACCAGCGAGGACGAUUCGUCAGAUAUGACCAUUACGGACACCGACGACGCUGAGGAGGUUGCAAAGCUGAAGGAGGAAGCUGAGGCACUGAAGAAGAUUCGAGGACUGAUGGGCAAGAGUGGAUUCGCGAAGGAGGUCUUCAACAAAGUCUUUACCGACGACAUUGAGCGUCUACGAGAGAUGGAGGACAUGUGGCAGAGCAGGAAGAAGCCAGAAGCUCUUCGCUUCGAAUCCGUCAGCAUCGAUGCGGAUCCAAUCAAGCAGGGACAAGCACUGGCCACUCAAGACCAAGAGGUAUGGAGUCUACAGGACAAUCUCAAGGUCUUCACCUACGCGUUGGAUGCUCUCAGCAAUCGCAUGCAAGCUGGUGAGAGCGCCAUAGAAUUCGACAAGGAUGACAAGGACACUCUCGACUUUGUGGCAGCCGCAGCGAACUUGCGAUCGCACGUCUUCGACAUCCCAGUCAGCAGUGAGUGGCAAAUCAAGCAGAUGGCGGGCAACAUCAUUCCCGCCAUUGCAACUUCGAACGCCCUCACAGCCAGCUUGUGUGUUUUCCAGGCCUUCAAGAUCAUCCGCAGUCAGACACCAGUACGAAAGCCUUCAGUUCCAGCCGCUGUCUACACCGCGAAUAGCGCCGAAGCCAAUGGCAGGACCGAGCCGCCGUUGGGAGGUUCCAAGAUGGUGUUCCUCGAAUCGAAGAAGACAGACCGCAUGAUUGCGAGUCAGAGCUUGGUGGCGCCGCGAGAGGACUGCCCGGUCUGCUCGCCGUUCUACGCCAAAGUCCACAUCAAAGAAGGCAGCAGGCCGACGAUGCAGCAGCUGGUGGACCUCCUCAAAGUGCGUCUCAACUACGAGGACUUUUCAAUUGCAGCGGCAGAGGGAAAGUUGAUCUACGAUCCGGACCUCGAGGAGAAUCUGCCCAAAGCACUGGCAGACUUCGGUGUCGACGGCACGAGCAUCGAUUUCCUCAGCGUGCAGGAUGACAGCGACGAGCCCAAGGUCGAUCUCGUGCUAAGCGUCAAGAGCAAGCCUACCGUUGAAGGCGACGAUGACAUUGCGCUGUUCCCCGAUACCAUCAUUCUACCGCCUAAGCCGCCGAAGAAGACCGAAGCCAACGGCGACUUGGUGGACCCCGGAGACAUCAACCCAGUUCCAGUCCUCAGUACAAGCACCAAGCGAAAGCGCGAAGGCGAGGACGACCUCGAAGAGAACGCUGCGAAGAAGACGAAAGCGGACACGGAGCCCGUCUACGUAGUCGAAGACGACGGCUCGAUCCUUCUUGAUUGA